AUCCAAUGCUAAAACGACACUAUGCGCGUCCCCUUCAAUCUCCACCUGAGAGAAGCCUGCCUGAAUGCAAAAAUACAGGCCAUUUUUGAACUUGUAUCAUUCAACAAAAUGCAUACUGCAGGCAUAUGACAUACCCCUGUUUUCAAGAAGACCAACAUCCAGGUCAUGCUAAAAUGGUGGAUAUGCAAUCAAAGGGAGUUGGUUGUCGGAUUAAGAAGUGUGCCUGUGAAUUACUGUCGCUUGGGAGUGAUCUGAUGGACGAUGCUUACUCAUGGGACUUGAUGGGAAGGGAUAUACGCCUCAAAUCGAUGUUCUUGUAUUGUGAUCUUAGUCAGUUGAUCUCUAAUGUCCCAAAGGAUCAGAAGAAGGCCCUGACAGAAGUUGGCAACAAAUUGUUUUCCUCCAUUGAAGAGUUGGAUCACGCAGUGAAAAUUCAUAGCAUUCCACUGACACGAGACCGAUACAACGAGGCUGGUGUCAUUCUACAAGAGCUGCUGGUUCUCAUGCCUUAAUCCAUGGCUCAGUUUGGUGUUUUAGUGUGAGACUGGUCUGUAUAUUGCCAGGGUGCAAUGCAGCAAUCUCAUCUUGUAAACAAAAUCUAAGUUUGUACAGUUUUACAUAAUCACAAAACUUCGAAUCUUGCAUUCAUAAUGCUUGUUUUCUUCCUAAUUUCUAGAUCCAAAGUAAUAGAAUACACAAGGAUGUCACAUCUUUCCUUGACUCAUCUAUACACAUCAA
Fragaria vesca subsp. vesca is the source of this 738-nucleotide messenger RNA. Its product is annotated as oxygen-evolving enhancer protein 3-1, chloroplastic-like. Gene Ontology annotation, molecular function: calcium ion binding. The coding region runs from base 126 to 512 and encodes 128 amino acids. The transcript is spliced from 4 exons. Gene Ontology annotation, biological process: photosynthesis; photosynthetic electron transport chain. The record is from RefSeq and is a predicted model, not a curated record. Gene Ontology annotation, cellular component: photosystem II; extrinsic component of membrane; chloroplast. Lineage: Eukaryota; Viridiplantae; Streptophyta; Magnoliopsida; Rosales; Rosaceae.